Ilex paraguariensis (yerba mate) is the source of this 1374-nucleotide messenger RNA. The record is from the annotation of a GenBank genome assembly. NCBI's taxonomy places the organism in Eukaryota, Viridiplantae, Streptophyta, Magnoliopsida, Aquifoliales, Aquifoliaceae.
AUGCUGGAUCAUGAACAGAAGGUGCAUAAAAUUCUUGAGUGUCUGCAUCAUCGACAGGACGGUUCCACCCUUUGUUUCCCAAACUUCCUUCCUCCAAAGAUGAAGGAACUCCUAGCAGAGUUGGCUAUGGUAGAGGACGAGAUAGCUCGAUUGGAAACCCAAAUAAGCCAACUACAAACAGAUUUGGAUCGUGAAAAGGAAGUCACUAAAGAAGUACAGUCCAAACAAUGGCAACAAGAAAGUCGAAACAACCCUCCUGGACAGUCAUCAAUUCCACCAAAUCCGAACCCCCCAAGCAAAGGUUUUAAUGAGAAGAUGGCAUUCGAGACAAAGGCAUUGCAUUUCAUUAGUAAAGCUAUAAAGGGUGAUUAUAAUCUCAGUGACUUCAGCAUGAAUGAUAAACUGAGAAUUUCGCGAGGAUUUUUGGAUCAGAAAGAGAAUAACUUCCGGGAGGAGAUGGGAUUGCAAGAUAAACUACUUACAAGAAAAAGUGGGAUGCUUAAACCAUCCUCACCCUUGCAGCCAGAGCCAAGACAACCAUCUCCCAGGAGGGAUCGUAAUCUAGAGGUCCCUUUACGUCUCCCACCAAAGGCUCAACCAACUCCAAUUCAACCAGAAGAAGAGAGCUCCCAGAAGUGGUCACCCAACAAGCUAUCAGAGAGCAUCAUCAAAUGUUUGCUCUUCAUUUUUGUAAGACUUCUUAGGACUUCAAGAAAAAUGGAGCUAGAGAAAUUGGGCCCCACUUCAAGGUCUACUAACUUUUCUUCAAGCUUCAGGGCUGAGCCCAGCUUAAACUCCAAGGCAAGCCUUUUGUUACAGAAAGAAUUAAGGCAACAAGACCCUUAUGGAAUCUUUGAUAUGGAAGGAUCUAUUCCAAGGGACGUUGGCCCUUACAAGAACUUGGUUAGGUUCACAUCAAGCUCCAUGGACCCCAAAUGCAUCUCCAAUUCAAGUUCUGUUCCUUUAUUGCAGAAACUAAGGGUCUUGAUGAACAGCCUACAGGAAGUUGACUUGAGAUUUCUGACUGACCAACAGAAGCUAGCAUUUUGGAUCAACAUGUACAAUGCUUGUAUCAUGCAUGGGGUUCUUCAAUAUGGUGUGCCUUCUAGCCCUGAAAAACUGCUUACUCUUAUGAACAAGGCAACCCUGAAUAUUGGAGGCAACAUAAUAAAUGCUCAAGCUAUUGAGCAUUUUAUUCUUAGAAAACCAGCAUCUUCAAUCACAAAAGAGGUUUAUCCGAAGAGAGAGAAGGACGACAAAGAAGCCAUUGUUCGUGAACUUUAUGGACUCGAGUCAUCGGACCCCAAUGUCACAUUUGCCUUAUGCUGCGGAACACGGUCUUCUCCAGCAGUAAUUUAUUUGAACUUUGUGUGA